Hypomesus transpacificus is the source of this 2031-nucleotide messenger RNA. RefSeq names its product dual specificity phosphatase 6 (gene dusp6). The record is from RefSeq and is a predicted model, not a curated record. Lineage: Eukaryota; Metazoa; Chordata; Actinopteri; Osmeriformes; Osmeridae. Gene Ontology annotation, molecular function: protein tyrosine/threonine phosphatase activity; MAP kinase tyrosine/serine/threonine phosphatase activity. Gene Ontology annotation, biological process: negative regulation of ERK1 and ERK2 cascade; regulation of heart growth; protein dephosphorylation. The coding region runs from base 534 to 1682 and encodes 382 amino acids. Gene Ontology annotation, cellular component: cytosol; cytoplasm. The transcript has 3 exons.
GCCGAGAGCGGUUCGACUAGAUAAACAAGAAAAGACGCAUUUUCACAACAGCAACAUAGGGAAAGGACGGCAAUUCAACAAACGAAUCAAAAGGAAUACCACUGAUUUGCAAUUGCAGCCAACUGGUGGAUGUUUUUGAUUGUUGAACAAGCAAUUCUACUGAAUAUUUUCUCUGCAAAAGCGGGAGUUAUAUAACAAGAAGACAACGUCAGUCCAUUGCCUAUUCGCUGGCCCGCGUGAGUCAUUGAUAAAUACAUGACCAUUAUUCACGCAGUUGCAUGAAUGAGAGCUUGUGUUGGAAAUUUGCAGUAGGAAAUCUUAAUCAUAUAUUUUUGGUCGAACCGAUUAGGACGCAGGAACAUCUACCUGAUAUUCCUUGAGAAAUUAUUUGAGAAUAUAUGUUUUGAACAUUUGCGCAAUAUAUUUUUCUCAAUGAUACAGUAAUCAUUGUGUCGUUCACAGCCUCCUGCUGAAGUCGACGCGGACCGAGUUAACACUUUUCCUGUAGCCAAGUGUCCAGCUUUUUUUGCUAAAUGCUUGACAAGCUCAAGCCCGUGCAGUUCGAUUCGGUAAUGGCGAUCAGCAUGACCGUGGAGUGGCUCCGGGACCAACUGGAGACGCGCAAAGACUGCCUCUUGGUCAUGGACUGCCGAGCGCAAGAGCUUUACGACUCCUUGCACGUCGAGACUGCGAUAAAUGUGGCGAUACCGAGUCUCAUGCUCCGUAGACUGAAGAAGGGCAAUCUCCCCAUGAAAUCUCUUCUUUCAAACGGCGAGGACCGAGAGAAAUUUGCACGGAGAUGCAAGACUGAUACCAUUGUUCUGUACGACGAAUACAGCAGGGAAUGGAACGAAAACGUCGACGGGGGUUCGGUUCUGGGUUUACUGCUGAGGAGAAUGAAAGACGAGGGAUACAAGGCAUAUUAUCUUGAAGGUGGUUUCAGCAAAUUCCAAACUGAGUUUCCUGCCUUGUGUGAGACCAAUCUGGACGGCAGCUCCCACAGCAGUUCUCCCACUGCCCAGGUGCUAGGUCUCGGGGGCCUGCGGAUAAGCUCCGACUCCUCAGACAUCGAGUCCGAUAUCGACCGAGACCCAAGCAGCGCAACUGACUCGGACGGCAGCCCUCUCUCCAACCCCCAACCCUCGUUUCCUGUUGAAAUCCUCCCGCACCUAUAUCUAGGCUGUGCCAAGGACUCGACAAACUUGGACAUUCUGGAGCAGUACGGCAUCAAGUACAUCUUGAAUGUGACCCCCAACCUCCCCAACUUGUUCGAGAAUGCAGGGGAAUUCAAGUACAAGCAGAUCCCCAUCUCAGACCACUGGAGCCAGAACCUUUCCCAGUUCUUCCCAGAGGCCAUCAACUUCAUAGACGAGGCACGUGGACAGAAAUGUGGCAUCCUGGUCCACUGCCUGGCAGGCAUCAGUCGCUCCGUCACCGUCACAGUGGCCUACCUCAUGCAGAAGCUGAACCUCUCCAUGAACGAUGCCUAUGACAUUGUCAAAAUGAAGAAGUCCAAUAUCUCGCCCAAUUUUAACUUCAUGGGCCAGCUCCUAGACUUCGAGCGCACCCUGGGACUCAAGAGCCCCUGCGACAACCGGGUGGCCACCCCGUCCCAACCCCUGUACUUCACCACCCCAACCAAUCACAACGUCUUCCAGCUGGACCCUCUGGAGUCCACGUGAGAACGCGCCAAGGCCAUCCCCCUACCGGCACUGCAAAGUUCCUCUUUUUUUGCCACCUGUUGCGACAGGGAUUGUGACAUUGUUGACACAGUUGGCUUGAGGUGACGGCUGCCAAGUGUGGCUGCUGAAGGUCCAUGUGGUCUGCCCAGAGCUCCGUGCUGCUCCUGCAACACCAGGACAGAACCAGAGGACGAGGGAAGAGAGACAUGACAAAGUGAAAGCAUAGACACUUUCUAUAACCCUAUAUUGCUAACUGAGCUUUCUUCCCACUAUGUUUUUGUCAGCAAGUAAGUGAAUCGAUGGACAAUUGUGCAUUAAACUCCACGUCAAAAGGCUGGUGUGCCAAAGA